Molecule: messenger RNA, 2842 nt
Organism: Panicum virgatum (switchgrass)
Lineage: Eukaryota; Viridiplantae; Streptophyta; Magnoliopsida; Poales; Poaceae
Product: SNW/SKI-interacting protein A-like
Exons: 1
Coding region: 151-1962 (603 amino acids)
Biological process (GO): mRNA splicing, via spliceosome
Cellular component (GO): spliceosomal complex
Source: RefSeq, a predicted model, not a curated record
CGCCGACCGCCUCCGUCCUAGUCAAGCCUUAUCACUUUCCCCAAAAUUAGAAUCAAACCCUAGUUCGUCCUCCUCCUCGAUUGCCCCCGAUCCCCACCGGGCGACCGCCGGAACCCUAGCUAGCCGUAGAUCCACCGCGUGGCCGCCGCCAUGGGGACCCUCAAGGAUCUCCUCCCGGCGCCCAAGACGUCGGCGUCCCCCUUCUACGACCACAGCAGCGACCCCUGGUUCAAGGAGCGGUACGGCGGGGAGUCGGCGCAGGCGUCGGCCGCGGCGAGGCCCGCGGGCGCCGCCAGGGCCAUCCCUCCGUACGGGAAGCGGACGGGGUUCGUGCCGCGCCGGCCGGAGGACUUUGGGGAUGGCGGCGCCUUCCCGGAGAUCCAUGUCGCGCAGUAUCCGCUCGGCAUGGGCCGCCGCGACGACAAGGGCGGGUCCAAGAUCCUCGCGCUCACCGUCGACGCGCACGGGAGCGUCGCCUUCGACGCCGUCGUCAAGCAGGGCGAGAACGCCUGCAAGAUCGUCUACUCCAAGCACAGCGACCUCGUGCCGAAGACCGCCACGUCCGAUUCGCAGGCGCCGGACGACGACGACGAGGAGCAGAAGCAGAUCGAGGAGACCACAGAGCGGACGAAGGCUGCCCUGGAGAAGGUUGUCAACGUCCGCCUUUCAGCUGCUCAGCCCAAGAAUGUGCCGACACAUGAUUCUGAGUCCAAGUUUAUCAAGUAUAAGCCGUCACAGCAAUCAGCGGCCUUCAAUUCAGGUGCCAAGGAGAGGAUCAUUCGGAUGUCGGAGAUGGCAGUGGAUCCUCUUGAGCCACCAAAGUUCAAGCACAAGCGUGUGCCCCGGGCGUCUGGGUCACCACCUGUGCCGGUGAUGCACUCGCCACCGCGGCCAGUUACAGUGAAGGAUCAGCAGGAUUGGAAGAUCCCACCAUGCAUUUCUAACUGGAAAAAUCCUAAGGGUUACACGAUUCCACUUGAUAAGAGGCUGGCGGCUGAUGGAAGAGGGCUACAGGAGGUGCAAAUUAAUGACAACUUUGCAAAGCUUUCUGAAGCAUUGUAUGUGGCAGAACAGAAGGCGAGGGAGGCAGUACAGAUGCGCUCCAAGGUGCAGAGGGAACUGAUGCUGAAGGAGAAGGAGAGAAAGGAGCAAGAACUGAGGGCUCUUGCACAGAAGGCUCGCAUGGAGAGGACUGGUGGCCCUCCUGCACCAUCAGCUGUGCCUGCUGGUGGUGGCAGGGGAACAAUUGAUGCUAUCGAUGAAGAUAUGGAUAUGGAGCAACCGCGUGAGCCGCGCAGGGAGAGUAGAGAAGAGAGGGAAGCGAGGAUUGAACGUGAUAGAAUCCGUGAGGAGCGCAGACGUGAGCGGGAGAGGGAGAGAAGGCUGGAAGCCAAGGAUGCUGCAAUGGGCAAGAAGAGUAAGAUCACGAGAGACAGGGAUCGUGACAUCAGUGAGAAGAUUGCUCUGGGUAUGGCAAGCACUGGUGGCUCCAAAGGUGGUGAGGUCAUGUAUGACCAGCGGCUGUUCAACCAGGACAAGGGGAUGGACUCUGGGUUUGCCACAGAUGAUCAGUAUAACAUCUACUCGAAGGGGCUCUUCACAGCGCAGUCAACGAUGUCUACGUUGUACAGGCCUAAGAAGGAUGGUGAUUCUGAUGUGUAUGGUGACACAGAUGAACAGUUGGAGAAGGUUAUGAAGACUGAGAGGUUCAAGCCUGACAAGGCAUUUACUGGUGCUUCUGAGAGGACUGGCAAGCGAGACAGGCCUGUGGAGUUUGAUAAGCAGGAGGAGAACGAUCCCUUCGGUCUGGAUCAGUUCUUGACUGAGGUGAAGAAGGGAAAGAAAGCUGUGGAGAAGAUUGGAGGCGGAGGCACCAUGAAGGCGAGUGGUGGGUCCUCAAUGAGGGAUGAUUAUGAUGGAGGAUCUGGGAGGUCCCGUAUUAAUUUUGAAAGGGGGCGUUGAGGUAUUUGCUCUUCAAGAUAUCUUCUGCUGGUUUCCGAUGCUUUACCAAAUGUUAUAGCACGGUUUGUGAGUUCAGAUUAAUGAGGGCUUGAUGUUGAAGCAAACUCUACAGCUGGUCAAUGAGGGCUUGAUGCUUUAUCAAAUGUUAUCAAUUGAAGGGUCUGCAGGUUUUACGGGCCUGAAGGAUUCUGGAGUAAAACCAACACAUCUUUGGUUUACAAGGCAGCAAUGGAUUUGAUUGAUAGUUACCUGUUCGUCAAUGGAUUUUUUUUUUUACCUCUACACAGAUGACCAACCAACCACCAAUAGAGGUGUCGGCGACAGAGAUCGCCACUCGAUCAGUAAAGCAGACUCGGAAACUUGCGUUGGCUGCUGGCUAGUGAUCACCAGACGAACAGAUUAUUUGUUUUUUGUUCGGCAGUAUCAGGGCAAUGCAGAGAUGAACAGGUGAGGAGGUGGAAAGAGUGUUAGGUUAUCACACCAAGGAUUCAUCCAAAGGCUCUAAUUAAGGAACGACGUGGAAGAAUGAGCUGCCAGAGCGAAUGGUGCAGGUUUCGUUCGGUAGAGAUAGAGAUGGGAUCUAUCAUUUUAAUUUAUCCACGUUAUGUAAACAUACCGUUGGUCUUGUACUUUGGUGUUUUGAGCAGUAAGAAUUUUAAAAACAUCAAUCCUUCCAAACUGUAAGAAUUUUAGAUACAUGAAUUACACUGCCUGUGGGAUAUGGAUGAAUUCAAAAGUACCUAUUUGUUGCUCUGGCUUGUUGAGUUUCGUCUGAUGCUGUGAAAAGACUGUAACGUUAGUUUGAGGGUGAUAUAAUGGUUCACUGAGUCUUGUUCACAUAUGUAUUGAAUAAGAAUUCACCUUGUGGUUGUUGCUGUGA